AUGGGCCCACCAACAUCACCAGCAGCAGCGGCAAGAACAGGGAACGAGGGAGGUGGGGGAGAUGGAGGAGGAGAAGAAGGGGGCGGGGGCGGGGGAGGGGGGGUGUCAGCACUACCAGCAGCGUUGCGGGAGCGGCUGCGAGCUCGAGGCAUUCUCAAGGAGGGUGGGGGUGGGGGUGCUGCGAAGAACCAUGCGGGAGGGGGUACGGCAACGGGUGGUAAUAGCAACGCUGCAGGAGCCAGCUCUGCUACGGCUGCUGCCUCCGCUCCCACUUCCUCUCUUCCUCCUGGCUGGUACGAGGGCGUGGACGGGGCAACAGGCGUGAAGUACUAUUUCAACGAGCACACGGGCAUGAGCCAGUGGGACCCACCGGUUACCGCGCCCAAGAGACCCAUCCCGCCCCCGCCUCCCCCGCCCGUGCUCACUCCGCUGCCCCCUGGGUGGGAGGAGGCUGUGGAUGCUGAAUCAGGCCACAAGUACUUCUAUAACUCCACCACCAACGAGACCAGCUGGGAACGGCCCAAGGCACAGAACGCAGGCUCAGGAGGAGCCGGAGGAGGGGGUGGGGAGGCAAAUGGGAAUGACAGUAGCAGUGGUGCUGCUGGUGGCAGUGGUGCGGUUAAGUUCAAGCGGUGUGCAGGCUGCCAGGGGUGGGGCCGAGCGUUGGUGCAAUCGUGGGGUUAUUGCAACCACUGCACCAGGGAGCUAGGUAUAGUGGUGCCUCCCGGUGCUUCCAAGAAAGCAACUGGAGCAGCAGCAGCAGCAGCAGCAGCUGCAGCAGGCGGGGCAGAGGAAGGGCUAGGGAGUGAAAGGGAGGCUGGGGGAGGGCCGAGAGCAGAACCAAAGAGCAGGCUCGGCGGCGUGCCCAGGCCCGGUGCGCACCCAGCAACGCGCAAGGUGCAGCGGAAACGAGCUGCAGCAGGAGCAGCGUCAGGAGGAGGGGGAGGAGGAGACGACAAGGACGAUAUUGAUCCCAUGGACCCAUCUUCAUAUUCGGAUGCCCCCCGGGGCGGAUGGGCGGUGGGGCUCAAGGGCCUGCAACCGCGAGCAGCAGACACCACUGCAACGGGUCCAUUGUUUCAGCAGCGCCCCUACCCCUCCCCCGGUGCUGUCCUUCGCCGCAACGCCGAGCUGACUGGAGCAGGAGGGAAAGGAGGAGCCGGGAAGGGCGGCAAGGCUGGUCCCACGGUGCAGGGCUAUGCUGUGAUUCGCAAGCGGGGAGAUGGGAGCGAUGGGCUGGGCGAUGCUGAUUAG
Messenger RNA from Closterium sp. Naga37s-1, 1254 nucleotides. The record is from the annotation of a GenBank genome assembly. Lineage: Eukaryota; Viridiplantae; Streptophyta; Zygnematophyceae; Desmidiales; Closteriaceae.